Molecule: messenger RNA, 846 nt
Organism: Heterobilharzia americana
Lineage: Eukaryota; Metazoa; Platyhelminthes; Trematoda; Strigeidida; Schistosomatidae
Source: the annotation of a GenBank genome assembly
UGAAAAUGUUGAAUAUAAGGGGUGAUCAAGUGUCAAUAGUAGAGAAUAUAAGUAUCUCUCAGUUUCAUUGGGAAUUUGAUUCCAAGGUUAAAAUCUUGAGAAGUUUGUUGUAAUAGCUGAAUUUCUAUUGGUUCAUUGCAUGAGAACCAAUAGUAGGCAAAAUUAUUCUCCUUUCGAUGGUGUGACAUCGUUCAAUUUGAUUGGAUAUUCGUAAAAUUUUUAAUAUUUAACGUGAAUCGUCUCCACGGAUCUCAGUGUUCUCAGAUUCUGAUUUAUAGCCACUUUCACUUCAGAUUCUGUCUACAAGCAGAAUAGUAUACUUAACCAAUUUCAAAAGUUACAUAAAUUUGUGAUUCCAUUGAAGUUGUGCGAGAAGACAUGCUCCAUCAAUACAUGUUAGCGUUGAUGUGUUUCCUAAUCUUCACAUAUAUUCAUAAGAUCAAUGCCACCGAUGAUAAUUUUGUAUCUUAUAAGGAUACAUCUUCCAAAUUGUCUCCAGCAUUCAGAGGUCAUGUGAUGAAGCGUAAUUAUUUAUGGGAUGCACGUUUGGGUAAGCGUUCAAUGAAUACUAUGAAUCGUGAUUCAUAUCCGUGGUAUAAAUAUAUUCGUGAACCGUAUUACGUUGAUGAUAGUUAUUUUCGAGGUUAUCCUGGUUAUGAUGACUGAAAACAUUAACAUAAAGAUGGCGAGAAAUCUGAGGGAACUGAACAUUGAAUGUUUUCAGUUUUUAUUUUCACUUAUUGUACUUUUCCUUUUUCUUUAUAUGGAAGCAUGUAAGAACCUAACAAAGUCUAUAGUUUAAAUGCAUAAAGCUAAUCUAAUAAAAAUAUAUUAUUAUUUUCCCUG